GUUUGUUUUGUUACUGUAACACAGGAGGAGGUCCUUGAGUACCUCACAACCACACACUGGAUUACCUUGUCUUCACCUACUUCUAGCAGCCCUCUAGCGUCAUACUAGUGCUUCUGGAGCGUUUGUGUUGGCUGUGUCAUCGCUGGAUAUCAUCUAGCGAGUUGUGUGGAUAAUAAUAGUGGUGUGGAUAUGCAACUUUCACAGCGCAAGUGUUGAUACUUGGUGUUCAGUGGUGUUUUAUGUGUCCUUGGCUGUGCUUGCUGACCCAAGUACCACCAGCACUCGCUAGUGUGAUGGACUCACACACUUGCUAGAGCCUGACUACUUACAAGCAGCUCACUGUCACUAGACUCAGCAGAACUUGUGGACACAUUCAUCUGCUGUGGAGGUCGCCGAGCUUGACACUGGCAUAAGGAAUGUAAUUUGUGUAUUAACUGUGGAGGAAUAUAUAGACAAAUGGCAGUGCGGGCAAGAUUUGAGACUGUUUGCUUCAGUGCCUUGCAGGAAGAGAAAGUCCAGCCAGCAUCAGUGCAGAUCAUAUUUCAGUAACAGCUCCAUUUUAAGCUCAACCAGGGAAAGCAAAGUGUCUUCCAAUGUGUCCAUCAGCAGCAGCAGUUCGAGUGAUGAGAUGAGCCUGACAUCAGAUGGUGGGGGGCAAGGUGGAGGGGGAGAGUCCAGCAAGCCAUAUGAUUACUUGUUAAAGUUUCUGUUGGUGGGCGACAGUGAUGUUGGCAAGCACGAGAUCCUACAGCCCCUCGAGGACGGCUCCACCGAGUCCCCCUUCUGUGUUGGCAGUGGCCACAAGACUACCACAAUCCUGCUGGACGGGAAGAGGGUCAAAUUACAAUUGUGGGACACUUCUGGCCAGGGACGCUUCUGCACCAUCAUACGAUCUUACUCACGAGGGGCACAGGGAAUUCUGCUCGUGUAUGAUAUUACUAAUAAGUGGUCCUUUGAGGGCCUUGAUCGAUGGAUGAAGGAGAUUCAAGAGCAUGCUCCUGGUGUUCCCAAGGUAUUAAUAGGUAAUCGGCUUCAUUUGGCAUUCAAGAGACAAGUAAGCCAGAGUCAAGCAGAACAGUAUGCUGCCAAGAAUCAUGUGAAUCUGUUUGAAGUUAGUCCUCUGUGUGACUUUAACAUUGUAGAAAGCUUCACGGAGCUGUCUAGAUUGGCUCUUAAACGCAAUGGCAUGGAACGACUGUGGAGAGCAAAUAAAGUGCUAACGCUGCAAGAAUUAUGCAGUCGUGCCAUUGUAGCAACAACUACUGUGUAUGGGAUUGAACAUCUGCCACUUCCACAGCCUAUCAAGUCACAUCUCAAAAGUUAUACUAUUCACAACCACACCACCCGACUCAGACAGGGGAUUCCAUUAACAGAUAAACACAAAAAGAAGCACCUGAUGAUCCCAGGGGACACUACAACAUCUUGUGUCAACACUUCAACGUGCACUAUUUGCUAGUCACCUUCACCACCUAUGAUUUACCAUCAACUGCUGCCAGCCCUUGCAAACAUGUAGGAAUCACUGUCAAGUGCUGUUAAUUCACAGUAGUCUAUAAAAAUCUUGUCUUUGCAAACUUAUUCUAUUCUGUAGAUGGAUACUAUAUACAUUUAAUUGGUCAUCUUUCUCUAGUGAUGUGUAAAAAAAAUACCGUAAGUUGUGGUAAUAAUUCUUAAAAAAGUAUUUCCACUGUUUUUAAUCUUUAGUGCACAAGUAAGUGCUACAGCAUAAAACAGAUAAUUACACAUUGUGUUCAUUUCACUAGAGUACUUUGAAAAUAUUAUAUGUAAUGUAUAUUUUUAGUUGAAGUUUUGAAUGUAUUUUGAUUUUGAUGGAUACCACUUUAUUAUGAUGCUCAGAAUGGUUUUGUUUGGCAAAAGAUAGAAUCAUUCACAUGAAUUGUGUAACAUAUUUAUAUUAUAAUUUUAUAAACUUUAUUUUGCAUAAUAUGAAAUUCUUUCUUUCAUCUUUCAACACACCGGCCGUAUCCCACCGAGGCGGGGUGGCCCAAAAGGAAA
Messenger RNA from Cherax quadricarinatus, 2013 nucleotides. RefSeq names its product RAS oncogene family member Rab40 (gene Rab40). Gene Ontology annotation, molecular function: GTP binding; GTPase activity. Gene Ontology annotation, cellular component: plasma membrane; endosome; synaptic vesicle. Gene Ontology annotation, biological process: protein localization to plasma membrane; intracellular signal transduction. The record is from RefSeq and is a predicted model, not a curated record. Lineage: Eukaryota; Metazoa; Arthropoda; Malacostraca; Decapoda; Parastacidae.